Molecule: messenger RNA, 933 nt
Organism: Prosopis cineraria
Lineage: Eukaryota; Viridiplantae; Streptophyta; Magnoliopsida; Fabales; Fabaceae
Exons: 2
Coding region: 69-680 (203 amino acids)
Biological process (GO): chloroplast fission
Source: RefSeq, a predicted model, not a curated record
UGAAAUGGUUUCAUUUGAUUUUGAAUGGUGGAGUUACUUUGUUGGUUCGCUAAUGAGUUAGAACUUAGAUGGAGACGACGAACACGGAUUUGCAGAGUCUGAUAGAGAGGGCACGCGAUUUGCAAGACAAACUGAACCAAGAAAUCAAAAAGAACAAGGAAGAAAACAAGUAUCACAGUUCACAAGAUCAUGAAAAUCAAUGGUUCUGCAAAUUUUCAGAGACACCAUUAAUAUUGCAUGAUGAGACGCAGAGAUUGAUCGGCUCGAGGGAUUCUUUGAAGCAAGUCGAAGACAUGCUCAUUCACAUCCAGAGAAUGAGAGCAUGGCAUUUCAUAAACAAGCAGGUUGCAGUGAACCAGGUAGAAGAAAGCAGAGCAAUUCUGAUGCAGAAAGUGUCAGAUUAUGAAGGCAAGCCAUAUAGUGUGAUCGAUGAAUUGGAUUCAAGCUUUGGUAAUUGGAGCUUCAACAAGAAGAGAACCAACUGUUUCCUUCUCUGUUGCAUGAAAUUUCUGUGCAAUCCAGAAACGUGGCAGAGAGUGGUUGGAGGAGCUGCUAAACUCAUAGCAGCUUCGAUUACUGUUUCCUCCACUGUGUAUUUCUGCAGAAGAAGGCAUCAAUCUCAAUGUUGCAGAUCAAUUGAAAUAAAUAGCCACUUUGAUGUUUACAAGGGAAGAGGCUGAAUUCCAAUAUUCAUAUAAGAUUCAUUUUAUUUGUUUGUUUGUUUGUUUUGGAGAACCGUGUAAUAUUUGAGACGAGCGACUCGUUUAGUUUCAAGUUUCGUUACAUCAUUCCUAGAUGUGUGUAAUUUCCCAACAUGGUUAUUUGAUUGUUUUGCUUUAAAGAGAUUUCAUAUAAUGUAUUGUAAUCAUUUUAAGUUCUUUUUUAGGGAAAUGAUAUGUUUAUUGGCAUGAGGUUUGAACCAUAUUCUUUUCA